AUGAACUUGGAAGACCUGAGAUUAUCUCUAGCGCAACAACCUAAUGCAAGAAGUGUGCUGGAGACCAUUUGGGGGUGCCCAGAGAAUAUACAGAUGAGAGCUGUCGUUUGUUUGUGGCAAUGGUGGAAGCAGAUGAAUGAAGUGAGGGAAGGAGGUAAAGCCAGAGACCCAAUUGACUUGGCGUAUAUCAUUGAUAACCAGGGAGAGGAAUUCUUGAAGUUGAAUUGGAAAGAGGGGAAGUUGAAGGAGAGGAGAAUGGCAAAAUGGAGAAAACCCACCUCUGAUGUCCUGAACAUCAACUCGGAUGGGGCCUUCCACAGCAGCACCAAACAAGGCGGAUGGGGAUAUGUUAUUCGGGAUCAUCAUGGACGGGUGGUUCAGGCUGGAGCUGGCGGAGCUGAUAACAUGAUGGAUGCAUUCCAUUCUGAGAUUAUUGCUUGUGCAGCGGCUGUAGGGGCGGCAAGUGAAAGGGGGAUAAUGAAGGUAGAGUUUGAAAUAGGCUCGCUGCUGCUGAAGUCUACACUCCAGGAGAACUCUUUCAAUCUCUCUGUCAUGGGGGGUGUGAUUCUGGAGAUCAAGAAUGUCAUUUCUAGAAGAUUUAUUUCAUUCUUGGUUAAUUAUUGCCCCAGGGAAUGUAACAAGUAG
This is a messenger RNA of Oryza sativa Japonica Group (Japanese rice), 645 nucleotides long. RefSeq lists its product as uncharacterized. The record is from RefSeq and is a predicted model, not a curated record. Gene Ontology annotation, molecular function: nucleic acid binding; RNA-DNA hybrid ribonuclease activity. Lineage: Eukaryota; Viridiplantae; Streptophyta; Magnoliopsida; Poales; Poaceae.